AUUUGCCUCGAGGAAGAAUAUGUAGGAUCAGCCCCGCUAUUCCCAUGACAGGACGAACUUUGGUGAUGUCAAACCGGCGGGGUUCCGCCAGGAAACAACUCCCUCUGCGACUGCCCAUCAUUGCCCCCAAAGAUGAUAUCCAUGCCUCGAGCUCGGCGCUCUCCAUACCGGCGUUGAUCAAAGCUUCGAUUCCCCGUUCUCGCCUGCGCUUUCCCCCACGUUCUCGCUCCGGUUGCUGGACAUGUAGAGUGAGCCAGCCCUUCAUCCCAGAGGGAGACCCGAGGAUAUUUCCACGAUAUGCUAACAUGUGCGCUUGUGAGGCUAGAGUCGGAAAGUCAAAUGCGACGAAACCCACCCUCAAUGCAAUCAAUGUGCACGGCUAGGUCACCUCUGCGACUACCAACCGCGUCUCUGCUUUCGGGACGAUACCCGUCGGGUGAGGGAACGCAUGUCGGAUAUUGACACGACAGGAAAUGCCGUCUGGGAUU
Molecule: messenger RNA, 488 nt
Organism: Aspergillus candidus
Lineage: Eukaryota; Fungi; Ascomycota; Eurotiomycetes; Eurotiales; Aspergillaceae
Exons: 5
Coding region: 45-383 (112 amino acids)
Source: RefSeq, a predicted model, not a curated record